GAUGUACUGUAGAAGAUACAAGGGUUCUUCUAGGAUGUAAGCCGUGCCCAUAGCUGGCAACCUCCGAAUGAAUUGGCAGGUGGUUGCACAAUGGAAAUAGGAAAUUGGCACCUGUCGCUGAACGACUCGCAUGGUUGCCGUACCCCGUUCUUUUUGGGGAUUUUCUGCAACAGCAGCCGACCUAUUGUUUCCGCGAUGGUUAUCGACGCGCCUUUUGGUGCAAAAGGAUCAGUAUGCCCCUCACCCUUCGUAUGUCGGUUUCGAGGGCUGGUAUACUCGGAUACAAGACGAAUCGGCGGGACUCUCCAUCAUCCUGAUUUUUUGCUCUCUUGGAGACUCGACGCCAUCAGGUACUCCUCGGAAGCACUAUUUCCAUUUCUCAGUAACACCUAUUGGUGACUCGUCUACUAUCGAGCCGCUCGAGUUCCACUUAUUUCCUGAUGAGCUUCAACAUAUCGUGGACUCCCCGCCCGAUUCAGAGACAGGUUUGCAACCAUAUACUUUGAACAUACCUAAUAUUGGAAGCUUCACUGUGGAGCCAAAGACCCAACGUUAUAAUCUCACCGUCCCAUGCGGAGAAAGCUCUUCCGAGCACUGGAAAGUGUCCAUAGACAUAACGGAUUGUGUUCCAUUAUCGCAGGAGCACCCUCUACUGAGUACUCCGCACAGCAUGGCCCUUUCAAGAUUGGAAACUUUACUUCCAUUGCAUUGGGCAAUUUUCUCAACCGGAUCGAAGGCAAAUUAUGACGUGAAGCAUAUCGACACCGAUGGGGUGGGAUUAGAAGUCUUUGGAGGCACAGGGGUGGCACAUAUGGAAAAGAACUGGGGCGCAUCAUUUCCUACUGGCUGGACAUGGUAUCAGGCAUUCGGUGACCAUCGAGACAAUGCAACGAGAGAUUGUGUUGCCAUUGCAGGUGGUGUCUUCGCUUUGGGUCAAAAGGCAUAUCUCAUCCAUUACAAGGGUUCAGGCGACGCUUGGCGCCCUCGUCGCGAACGUUCGAUACAUCCAAGUUAUUCAGCGAAGGAUCAUGAAAGUACUGAACAUUCUGAUCUUAAUGACAAGCAACAUAUCAACUGGACCUUCCGCCCACUAUGGACUCUGAUUCUAGCACUCCCAUAUCCAGUUGGUAUCCCACGAUUCAAGAUAUCGCGGAAGAAUCUAGUGGCAAAAAAGCCCUCAUUGUCCAAUACCUUUGACUCCUCUGCUAGCCGUGGGCCAACCGCCGUCAGCACAUUGACGUUUAAUUUUUCCGUCCUCGGCCUCCCUGCGCUAUCCCUCAUGAUCCCUUAUGCCGUCAUCCAGUUCUCCCCAUUUGGAUCCAUGCAUGAAACGUUCACCUACGACGAACGCUCAGGAUUCGGACGAUUGCAGCUUACCGCCGCAACCCUUAACAGAUGGAUCCUAGUCGAUGCACAGUCAGAGUCGCGACCUGCCACUCUCACUUCACAAGUACAGCCGAGAUGGCUUGUGCUGCAUUGCCCAAUGCCUGGUGGGCAUGCCACACAUGCAUACGAGACAUUCACAGCAAGGGCAACGAUAAGAGCCUACAGGCGCCAGUGGAGAUUUGGCUGGCCACGAUGGGUCGAAAUCAGGCACGUCGAGUUGAACACACGGCAUUGGAGUUUGGAGGAUUGUAUGCUGCGAUAGCAUGAUCAGCACCUCAAUAAAUCAGAGACGCCAAUAUGGGAUGAGCUUAUAACUUGCGGGAAAACUGUGCCCUUCCAGUUGCAUAUAUUGGACCCUGGCUGCUCACCUUCUAUAACUUUAUUCUAAAUUGUGCAGAUGUGUUAUUCUGUAUGCGGGGGUCAGAUGGAGUAUAUGGCUCAAUGACCACCCCUGGCUGAUGCUGGUACGUUGAUGUGUCAGGUUCUGAACACAAUAAACAGUUGGAU
Molecule: messenger RNA, 1893 nt
Organism: Cantharellus anzutake
Lineage: Eukaryota; Fungi; Basidiomycota; Agaricomycetes; Cantharellales; Hydnaceae
Exons: 2
Coding region: 131-1648 (505 amino acids)
Molecular function (GO): tocopherol cyclase activity
Source: RefSeq, a predicted model, not a curated record